Molecule: messenger RNA, 1500 nt
Organism: Nanorana parkeri
Lineage: Eukaryota; Metazoa; Chordata; Amphibia; Anura; Dicroglossidae
Product: cytochrome P450 2K1-like
Exons: 9
Coding region: 3-1499 (498 amino acids)
Biological process (GO): xenobiotic metabolic process
Cellular component (GO): intracellular membrane-bounded organelle; cytoplasm
Molecular function (GO): oxidoreductase activity, acting on paired donors, with incorporation or reduction of molecular oxygen, reduced flavin or flavoprotein as one donor, and incorporation of one atom of oxygen; heme binding; iron ion binding
Source: RefSeq, a predicted model, not a curated record
CUAUGACACUACUCGCCCACCUUCUGACAAGGAUCGAUUUGUUAUUGUAUUUUACAACAUGCAUUGCCUUAUUUAUCUACUGGAUUACUGGAUCUAAGAAGAGCAAAGGAAAGAUGCCUCCGGGCCCCAGACCUCUUCCUUUAAUUGGAAAUCUCAAUCUGGUGGACCUGAAAAAGCCAUAUGAGUCACUAAUGGAGCUCUCUGAGAAGUAUGGAGAAAUCUUCACUAUACACUUUGGACCCAAGAAGAUGGUGGUGAUCGCAGGAUACAGCGCUGUGAAGGACGCCCUUGUCAAUCAAGCUGAUGAUUUUGGAGAAAGAGCAGAUAUGCCAAUCUUCAAACUAUUAUUUAAAGAAAAAGGUAUAGUAUUUAGUAAUGGAGAACCAUGGAAAGCCAUAAGGAGGUUCGCACUCUCAACCCUUCGAGACUUUGGAAUGGGGAAGAAAACAGUAGAAGCCAAAAUACAAGAUGAAUUACUUCCUCUUAUAGAAAAUUUCAAGUUGCACAAUGGGAAGCCGUUUGACACCAACAUCAUAAUGAAUAGUGCAGUAUCUAAUGUUAUCUGCUCUAUCAUCUUUGGGAAAAGGUUUGAAUACGAUGACCCAGUGUUUAAAAAGCUAGUUGGAAUUAUAGGUGAAAAUGCCAAACUGCUGGGAACACCCAAAUUGAUGAUGUUUAACUUUUUCCCUUACAUCUCAACUCUUCUUGGCAUACAUAAGAAAGCCAUGCAAAACAUAAAUGAUCUCAGUGAGUUUAUUUUAAAGCGCUUCAAAUAUCAGAAGCAGGAGUUUGAUACAAAUGAUAUCUCUGGAUAUAUUGAUGCAUACAUUAUGAAGCAGGAAUCGGGCAAACCUGAAAAGUAUUUUGACGAUGAAAAUCUAGUGUACUCAGUUCUGGAUCUCUUUGCAGCUGGGACAGAAACAACAGCUACAACACUACGCUGGGGCAUGUUAUUGAUGAUGAAGUAUCCAGAAAUACAAAAAAAAGUACAAGAGGAAAUCCGGACACAUAUUAAACAAGGACAGAUGCCUACAGUGGAUGAUCGCAGGAAUAUGCCUUAUACUGAAGCAGUGAUACAUGAAAUUCAGAGGUUUGCUAAUAUCGUUCCUCUGAAUGUGUCACACAGAACUCCAAGUGAUGUGUAUUUUCGAGGAUACUGCAUCCCAAAGGGUACAGAGGUCAUUCCUUUCCUCACAUCUGUGUUGUAUGACAAGACUCAGUGGAAGACACCUUAUGAAUUUAACCCAAAUCACUUUUUGGAUGCUAAUGGGAAAUUUGUAAAACGAGAUGCAUUUAUGCCCUUUUCUGCAGGAAGAAGAGCUUGCGUUGGAGAAAGUUUGGCCAGAAUGGAGCUUUUCCUGUUUUUUACCGGCCUUCUACAAACCCUCACUUUUUGCCCACCUCCAGGAGUCUUCAAAGAAGAUAUAAGUCUCAAGCCUGGCAUUGGGUUCACUUUGGUCCCUUUGCCACACUUAGUAUGUGCAAAGCUGAAUUACUAGU